Molecule: messenger RNA, 22817 nt
Organism: Ictalurus furcatus (blue catfish)
Lineage: Eukaryota; Metazoa; Chordata; Actinopteri; Siluriformes; Ictaluridae
Product: nesprin-2
Exons: 4
Coding region: 180-21686 (7168 amino acids)
Source: RefSeq, a predicted model, not a curated record
GUAAAACACGCACACACACACUCCAAAUUAUUUGCGAUGCAAGAUGAGAAGUUGCUUGUUUACCACCAUGGCUCAACCACCAGACGACUGAAGUUUACAGAAUUAAAUUAAUCCACCAAUAACACUAGAAAGAUCAGGCAUUACAUGGGCACCUGUUCAACCAGUAGCCUUGUCAAGCCAUGACGGAAUCCAGAGACUAUGUUGGAGACUUUCUCACUGAAUUUAAGCAUGAAAUCAUUGUACGAGCAAGACAAGUCAGCGACAUCACAGAGGCAGUCUUCUCCCAAAGUCUGAUUCAUGACAGGGCAGUUCGUCAAAUCCAGGCUGCUCUGACUGAGCAGGAGGCGAUGACGCUUCUUUUUGAGGCCCUGGAAAGAGCACCUUCCCAACAUAGAGUGUCCUUCCACCUGAUACUUAGAAUGAAUGAACCUGAGCUUAUUCACGAACUAGAAUGGAGACAACAAAACAGCAAGUAUACGCAGACUGAAGAGGAUAUAUCAUAUGGAGAGAAAAAAGAGGAAGGCUAUAAGAGUGGACACAAGGCUGACUCAGAGACAAAGAAAGAUUCACUGAUGAGAAGAAGACUGGCGACAAUGGAGCAGGAGAUAAACCAUGAAACCAUGAAGGACAACCUUGAGCAAAUGAGAGCUGACCUGCAAAGAGAAAUAAAUGUUCUAGAAGACAUGCAUAUUGAACUUGUCAGAGAGAGACAGAACUGUGAUAAUGUACAAGCUGAGGUUCAGAAAGCAAAACAAGAAAUUGAGAAGAGCAAGGAAGGACUGAAACUUGAGACAGAUCGCCUAAACCAACUGACUGCUGAAAUGCUUAAAGAGAAAGAACUCCUGGAGAACAGACAUAAAGAGACCCUUAGGGAAAGUCAAUUGUUUUAUAGGAAGAAGGAAGAGUUGAAUAAAAACAUAGAGGUGAUGAGGAAUGAAAUAAAGCAUAUGCAAGAAAUGAAAAUGGAGUUAAUGAGACAGAAGGAGGAUGUGGAGGCCAAACUAGAGAAGGCAACAAAGGAAAUACAUGAACUCGAACAGCUGAAGAUAGAGCUACAGAGGCAGAAUGAGGAAACUGAGAACAAAUUCAUACAGACAAAGAGCAAUAUGGACGAAUUUGAACAGAUGAAGGCUGAAAUACUAAAGCAAAAAGAGGAUCUUGAGAACAAAAUGCGACUUGUGAAAACAGAGGCAGAAAAGGUGCAACAGAUGAAGGAGGAAAUACAACAACAAAGAAAAGAAUUAGAAGAAAGGAUACAGUGGGCAAAAGGCCAGAUGGAAGAGAUGGAACUUAUGAAAAAAGAGAUAGACAGGAAGAGAAAAGACCUUGACCAAAAGAUGAAGCAGACUGCUAGGAGAAAGGGUGAAAUAGACAGAAUGAGAGUGGAAAUACAGAAAGAAAAAGUAGAAAUGGAACGCAAAAGGGAUGAAAUACAAAAAGUAAGAGAGGACUUCCAGAUUAAGGUACAUACAGAAGAAAAAGAAGGGAUAAAUGUGAAGAUUGUUAAUCUCAUUUAUCAAAUUGAAAGAACCAGAAAAAUUGUAUGCGAUGCAACAUUUGAUAUGGAAAACAGAAUGGCAGAAAACCAACUAGGAGCAGUAGAAGUAAAUAAGAUGAAAGGUGAAAUGCAGAGACUUCUUGUAGAAAUUGAACACAUCAGAGAAAUGUUACAAUGGCUGAAAACAGAAAUGGAGCAAAGCAAGGAGGUCCUUAGGAGAGAGAAGGGAGAGAUACGAUUGUUAAAGCUUGAGAUCCAACGAAGAAGAAGAGACCUUGUAAAGAAAGAAGAAAAGAACAUGAGAGAACGUGGUGACUUAGAAAUCAUGAGUGCCAAGAUACAGCAACAAAAGAAAGAACUGGCAGGAACUUUGGAAGAAAUACAAAAAAAUAAAACAAGGCAGGCAAGGGAAGGUGUGCAAAAAACUAUGGAUGAAACAGAACAUGCUAAAGAGAGGAAAGGCAGGACAGUUGAUAAACUUUUACUUGAACAAAGAGAGGCUGAACUGAAUAAUCAAAAACAAAUUCUGGAGAACAAUUUAAGGGAAAUGAUCAAGGAAAGAAGUAAUCUUGGCAAGAUGAGAAUGGAACUUGAGAUUCAAAGGCAUGAAAUGGAAAACAACAUGAAAGAGAUAAAACAGAAGAAAGAGGAGCUUGAUCAGUUGACAAAAUACAUAGAUAUGGAGAAAAAAGACAUUGAAAAGAACAGGCUCUUAAAUGAUAAUAUGAGAAAUGAGCUAGAAUUAAUGAAGGCAAAAUUGAAUGCUGAACAAGAAAUGAUCAUCAUUGAAAAACAAGAGAUACGGAAUGAGAGAAAAAGUUUUGAGCAGUCAAAGGCAUCUAUGCAGAGCGAAAUGCAGAACAUGAAGAGUGAUCUGGAAAAAGCCACGAUGGAAAUACAAAACCUGGAUGAAAUUAAGACAAGAUUAGAAAAAGAAAAAGAGCAAUGUGGGAUCAUUGUUGAAGACACAAAUCAACAGAAGGAUGCCUUGGAGAAGAUGGCUGCUGAAAUAGCAAAGCAAAAGAAAGAUAUUGAGACAAACAAAGCCCUUCUUGAAAAAGAGAAAAAUAUCCUGGACAACAAGUGGCAGGAUUUACAGAAAAGAGAUGAGGAGUUACAACUACAAAUCACAAGUCAAAGGGGAAAAGAGGACAGUGAACAAAUGGCAAUUGAGGAGCAGAGAAAAGCAUUAGAAAGGGAAAGUAGUAAGAUCAACCAACAAAAAGAAGAGGCAGAAAAAGAAAGGGAAGAUAUAUUGAAGAAUCGGAAAGAACUUGACACUCUUAAAGAGCAAAUACUAAAAGAGAGGAAUGAAAUGAAGGAAAUCAAAAACAAGAUAAUAAUGGACAAACUGUUACUUGACCAAAGAGAGACUGAAAUCCAACAACAAAAGAAAAUUCUGGAGGACAAUAUGAAAGAGAUUGUUGAGGAUAGAAAUAAUCUGGAUAAGAUGAAAUUGGAAUCUGAAGCAAAGAUAGAAGAAAUGGUCAGGGAGAAGAUGAAGCAGGAGAGAAAGGAACUUGAUCAGUUGAUGAAUUACUUGCAAAUAGAAAAAAUGAAUAUGGAAAAGAACAUAUCCCUAAACAACAGUUUGAAAAAUGAACUAGAAGAAAUGAAGGUGAAACUGAACGCUGAACAAGAAGUUAUCACCCGUGAAAAACACAAGAUAGAGAAUGAGAGAAAAAGGUUUCAGUUAUCAGAGGCAUCUAUGCAGAGAGAAAUCGAGGACAUGAAGAAUGCUUUGGAAAAGGCCAGGAUAGACAUGCAAGAACUUGAGGAAAAACUAGAACAAGAAAAAGAACAAUUUAGAAUUCACGUUGAAGAAAUAAAUCAGAAGAUGGAGGACCUGGAUUUAAUGGCUGCAGCAACAUCAGGACAAAAUAUAGAAGCUGAGAAAAAUAAAGGUAUGGAAACUGAGUUAAGGAGACAGAAGGAAGAUGUGGAGGCCAAAACAGAAAAGGUAAUGAAGGAAAUGUAUAAACUUGAACAGUUGAGGGUAGACCUGCAGAGACAGAAAGAUGAGUUCGAGAACAAAAUUGUAGAGACUAAGAGCGAGACCAAUAAAAUUGAGCAGAUGAAGGCUGAGAUACUAAAGCAAAAGGGUGAUGUUGAAGAAAAAAUGUGUCUUGUGAAAACAGAGAUGGAAAAGGUGCAACAGGUCAAGGAGGAAAUUCAACAACAAAGAAAUGACCUGGAGGAAAGGAUGCAGAGGGUAAAACGAGAGAUGGAAGAAAUGGAACUUGUGAAAAAAGAGAUGGAAAGGAAGAGAAAAGAACUUAACCAAUGGAUGAAGCAAGUAACAAGGAAAAAAGAUGAGCUAGACCAAAUAAGGGUGGAAAUCCAGAAAGAAAAAGAAGAAAUGGAAUGCAAAAGGGUAGAAGUUGAGAAGAAGAGAUAUGAUAUAGAAUGUGUUAAAGCUGAAAUACAAAGAACAAAAGAUGAAUUUGAGAAUAAUGUUGAAGAAGUCACUUCAGAAAUGGAAGAAAAAGAAGAGAUAAGUACUGAGAUUAUCAGCCUUAUUGACAUGAUUGAACGAACUAGAGAAAUUGUAUGGGACAGCAAGAUUCUCUUUGAAAACAGCAUGGCAGAAAGCCAACUACAAGCAGUAGAGGAAAAUAUGAUGAAUACAGAAAUGGAGAGACUUGUUACAGAAAUUGAACACAUUAGAGAGAUGCUGCAACAACUUAAGUUAGAAAUGGAGCAAAGUAAGGAGGUCCUUAGGAGAGAGAAAGAAGAGAUUAAAAUGUUAAAGACAGAGAUGCAACGAAGACAAAGAGACCUUGAAAACAAAGCAGAAAAGAACAUGAGAGAACGAGGUGACUUAGAAGUGAUGAGUGCCAAAAUAAAGCAACAAAAGGAAGCGUUGGAGGCAACAUUGGAAGAAAUACGAAAAAAUAAAGCAAGGCAGACAAGGCAAGAUGCGCAAAGAUCAUUGGAUGAAACGGAGGGUGACAAAGAGGGAAAAAGCAAGGCACUUGGUCAACUGCUAUGUCAGGAAAGAGACAAUGAACUGGAUCAACAAAACCAAAUUCUGGAGAUCAAUUUAGGAGAAAUGCUGGAGGAGAAAUGUAAACUUGGAAAGAUGAGAAUGGAACUUGAAACUCAAAUAAAACAAAUGGAAAAUGACAGGAAAGAGAUAAAACAGAAGAGACAGGAUCUUGAUCAGUUGUUAAACAACAUAAACACGGAAAAAAAAGACUUAGAAAAGAACAAACUCAUGAACGAUAAUUUGAGAAAUGAGAUAGAGGAAAUGAAGGUGAGACUGAACGCUGAACAAGAAGUUAUCACCCUUGAAAAACACAAGAUAGAGAAUGAGAGAAAAAGGUUUCAGUUAUCAGAGGCAUCUAUGCAGAGAGAAAUCGAGGACAUGAAGAAUGCUUUGAAAAAGGCCAGGAUAGACAUGCAAGAACUUGAGAAAAAACUAGAACAAGAAAAAGAACAAUAUAGAAUUAAAAUUAUAGAGACUAAUAGCAAGACCAAUAAAAUUGAGCAGAUGAAGGCUGAGAUACUAAGGCAAAAGGGUGAUGUUGAAGAAAAAAUGUGUCUUGUGAAAACAGAGAUGGAAAAGGUGCAACAGGUCAAGGAGGAAAUUCAACAACAAAGAAAUGACCUGGAGGAAAGGAUGCAGAGGGUAAAACGAGAGAUGGAAGAAAUGGAACUUGUGAAAAAAGAGAUGGAAAGGAAGAGAAAAGAACUUAACCAAAGGAUGAAGCAAGUAACAAGGAAAAAAGAUGAGCUAGACCAAAUAAAAGUGGAAAUCCAGAAAGAAAAAGAAGAAAUGGAAUGCAAAAGGGUAGAAGUUGAGAAGAAGAGAUAUGAGAUAGAAUGUGUUAAAGCUGAAAUACAAAGAACAAAAGAUGAAUUUGAGAAUAACGUUGAAGCAGUCACUCCAGAAAUGGAAGAAAAAGAAGAGAUAAGUACUGAGAUUAUCAGCCUUAUUGACAUGAUUGAACGAACUAGAGAAAUUGUAUGGGACAGCAAGAUUCUCUUUGAAAACAGCAUGGCAGAAAGCCAACUACAAGCAGUAGAGGAAAAUAUGAUGAAUACAGAAAUGGAGAUACUUGUUACAGAAAUUGAACAUAUUAGAGAGAUGCUGCAACAACUUAAGUUAGAAAUGGAGCAAAGUAAGGAGGUCCUUAGGAGAGAGAAAGAAGAGAUUAAAAUGUUAAAGACAGAGAUGCAACGAAGACAAAGAGACCUUGAAAACAAAGCAGAAAAGAACAUGAGAGAACGAGGUGACUUAGAAGUGAUGAGUGCCAAAAUAAAGCAACAAAAGGAAGUGUUGGAGGCAACAUUGGAAGAAAUACGAAAAAAUAAAGCAAGGCAGACAAGGCAAGAUGCGCAAAGAUCAUUGGAUGAAACGGAGUGUGACAAAGAGGGAAAAAGUGAGGCACUUGAUAAACUAAUACUUCACAAAAGAGAGAAUGAACCGAAUGAACACAAACAAAUUCGGGAACAGAAUUUGAGGGAAAUGCUGGAGGAGAAAAGUGAACUUGGAAAGAUAAGAAUGGAACUUGAAAUUCAAAUAAAACAAAUGGAAAAUGACAGGAAUGAGAUGAAACAGGAGAAACAGGAACUUGAUCAGCUGACAAACAAAAUAAAUAUGGAGAAAAAAGACUUAGAAAAGAACAGACUCAUGAAUGGUAAUUUGAGAAAUGAGCUAGAAGAAAUGAAGGUGAAACUGAAUGCAGAACAAAAAGUCAUCACCGUUGAAAAACAAAAGGUAGAGAAAGAGAGAAAAAAGAUUGACCAAUCAAAGACAUCUAUGCAGAGCGAAAUGCAGGACAUGAAGAACGCGUUGGAAAAAGCCAUGAUGGAAUUACAACACCUGGAUGAAAUUAAGACAAGAUUAGCCCAAGAAAAAGAAGAAUGUAGGAUCACUAUUGAAGACACAAACCAACAGAAGGAUGCCUUGGAGAAGAUGGCCGCUGAAACAGAAAUGCAAAAACAAGACAUUGAGAAUAACAAAGCCUUUCUUGAUAAAGAGAAACAUGACCUUGAAAAUAAAUGGAUGGAUCUGGAGGAAAGAGAGAUGGAGUUGCAAUCGCAAAUUAGAAGCCAAAGGGAAAAAGAAGAUAGUGAAAAAUUGGCAAUGGAGGAACAGAGAAAGGCACUGGAAAAAGAAAUUAGUAAGAUCAACCAACAAAAAGAAGAGGCAGAAAAAGAAAGGGAAGACAUACUGAAGAACUGGAAAGAAAUUCACACUUUCAAAGAGCAAAUUAAAAAAGAGAAGGAUGAAAUGGAGGAAAUCCAAAAGAAGAUGUUAACAGACAAACUGCUACUUGACCAAAAGGAGACAGAAAUGAAAGACCAAAAACAAAUUCUGGCCGACAAUUUGAAAGAAAUGAUGAAGGAUAGAUCAAGUCUGGACAAGAUGAAAUUGGAACUUGAAUUGCAGAAACAGGAAAUGGAAAACACUAUCAGGGAGAAGAUGAAGCACGAGAGAGAAGAACUUGAUCAGUUCAUGAAAGAAGUAACCAUGCAGAAGCAAGAAGUUGAAGAUCAAAUGUCUAUAAGCAACAAUUUGAAAAAUGAGCUAGAAGAAAUAAAAGUCAAACUGAAUGUGGAACAAGAAGCUAUCACUCUUGAAAAACAACAAAUAGAGAAUGAGAGAAAAAUGGUCGACCAAUCAAAGGCAUCUAUGCAGCGCGAAAUGCAGGACAUGAAGAACGCGUUGGAAAAAGCCAUGAUGGAAUUACAAAACCUGGAUGAAAUUAAGACAAGAUUAGCCCAGGAAAAAGAAGAAUGUAGGAUCACUGUUGAAGACACAAACCAACAGAAGGAUGCCUUGGAGAAGAUGGCCGCUGAAAUAGAAAUGCAAAAACAAGACAUUGAGACUAACAAAGUCCUUCUUGAUAAAGAGAAACAUGACCUUGAAAAGAAAUGGUUGGAUCUGGAGGAAAGAGAGGUGAAGUUGCAAACGCAAAUUAGAAGCGAAAGGGAAAAAGAAGAUAGUGAAAAAUUGGCAAUGGAGGAACAGAGAAAGGCACUGGAAAAAGAAAUUAGUAAGAUCAACCAACAAAAAGAAGAAGCAGAAAAAGAAAGGGAAGACAUACUGAAGAACUGGAAAGAAAUUCACACUUUCAAAGAGCAAAUUAAAAAAGAGAAGGAUGAAAUGGAGGAAAUCCAAAAGAAGAUGUUAACAGACAAACUGCUACUUGACCAAAAGGAGACAGAAAUGAAAGACCAAAAACAAAUUCUGGCCAACAAUUUGAAAGAAAUGAUGAAGGAUAGAUCAAGUCUGGACAAGAUGAAAUUGGAACUUGAAUUGCAGAAACAGGAAAUGGAAAACACUAUCAGGGAGAAGAUGAAGCACGAGAGAGAAGAACUUGAUCAGUUCAUGAAAGAAAUAACCAUGCAGAAGCAAGAAAUUGAAGAUCAAAUGUCUAUAAGCAACAAUUUGAAAAAUGAGCUAGAAGAAAUAAAAGUCAAACUGAAUGUGGAACAAGAAGCUAUCACUCUUGAAAAACAACAAAUAGAGAAUGAGAGAAAAAUGGUCGACCAAUCAAAGGCAUCUAUGCAGAGCGAAAUGCAGGACAUGAAGAACGCGUUGGAAAAAGCCAUGAUGGAAUUACAAAACCUGGAUGAAAUUAAGACAAGAUUAGCCCAGGAAAAAGAAGAAUGUAGGAUCACUGUUGAAGACACAAACCAACAGAAGGAUGCCUUGGAGAAGAUGGCCACUGAAAUAGAAAUGCAAAAGCAAGACAUUGAGAAUAACAAAAUCCUUCUUGAUAAAGAGAAACAUGACCUUGAAAAGAAAUGGAUGGAUCUGGAGGAAAGAGAGGUGGACUUGCAAUCGCAAAUUAGAAGCCAAAGGGAAAAAGAAGAUAGUGAAAAAUUGGCAAUGGAGGAACAGAGAAAGGCACUGGAAAAAGAAAUUAGUAAGAUCAACCAACAAAAAGAAGAGGCAGAAAAAGAAAGGGAAGACAUACUGAAGAACUGGAAAGAAAUUCACACUUUCAAAGAGCAAAUUAAAAAAGAGAAGGAUGAAAUGGAGGAAAUCCAAAAGAAGAUGUUAACAGACAAACUGCUACUUGACCAAAAGGAGACAGAAAUGAAAGACCAAAAACAAAUUCUGGCCGACAAUUUGAAAGAAAUGAUGAAGGAUAGAUCAAGUCUGGACAAGAUGAAAUUGGAACUUGAAUUGCAGAAACAGGAAAUGGAAAACACUAUCAGGGAGAAGAUGAAGCACGAGAGAGAAGAACUUGAUCAGUUCAUGAAAGAAGUAACCAUGCAGAAGCAAGAAGUUGAAGAUCAAAUGUCUAUAAGCAACAAUUUGAAAAAUGAGCUAGAAGAAAUAAAAGUCAAACUGAAUGUGGAACAAGAAGCUAUCACUCUUGAAAAACAACAAAUAGAGAAUGAGAGAAAAAUGGUCGACCAAUCAAAGGCAUCUAUGCAGCGCGAAAUGCAGGACAUGAAGAACGCGUUGGAAAAAGCCAUGAUGGAAUUACAAAACCUGGAUGAAAUUAAGACAAGAUUAGCCCAGGAAAAAGACAAAUGUAGGAUCACUGUUGAAGACACAAACCAACAGAAGGAUGCCUUGGAGAAGAUGGCCGCUGAAAUAGAAAUGCAAAAACAAGACAUUGAGACUAACAAAGUCCUUCUUGAUAAAGAGAAACAUGACCUUGAAAAGAAAUGGUUGGAUCUGGAGGAAAGAGAGGUGAAGUUGCAAACGCAAAUUAGAAGCGAAAGGGAAAAAGAAGAUAGUGAAAAAUUGGCAAUGGAGGAACAGAGAAAGGCACUGGAAAAAGAAAUUAGUAAGAUCAACCAACAAAAAGAAGAAGCAGAAAAAGAAAGGGAAGACAUACUGAAGAACUGGAAAGAAAUUCACACUUUCAAAGAGCAAAUUAUAAAAGAGAAGGAUGAAAUGGAGGAAAUCCAAAAGAAGAUGUUAACAGACAAACUGCUACUUGACCAAAAGGAGACAGAAAUAAAAGACCAAAAACAAAUUCUGGCCAACAAUUUGAAAGAAAUGAUGAAGGAUAGAUCAAGUCUGGACAAGAUGAAAUUGGAACUUGAAUUGCAGAAACAGGAAAUGGAAAACACUAUCAGGGAGAAGAUGAAGCACGAGAGAGAAGAACUUGAUCAGUUCAUGAAAGAAAUAACCAUGCAGAAGCAAGAAAUUGAAGAUCAAAUGUCUAUAAGCAACAAUUUGAAAAAUGAGCUAGAAGAAAUAAAAGUCAAACUGAAUGUGGAACAAGAAGCUAUCACUCUUGAAAAACAACAAAUAGAGAAUGAGAGAAAAAUGGUCGACCAAUCAAAGGCAUCUAUGCAGAGCGAAAUGCAGGACAUGAAGAACGCGUUGGAAAAAGCCAUGAUGGAAUUACAAAACCUGGAUGAAAUUAAGACAAGAUUAGCCCAGGAAAAAGAAGAAUGUAGGAUCACUGUUGAAGACACAAACCAACAGAAGGAUGCCUUGGAGAAGAUGGCCGCUGAAAUAGAAAUGCAAAAGCAAGACAUUGAGAAUAACAAAAUCCUUCUUGAUAAAGAGAAACAUGACCUUGAAAAGAAAUGGAUGGAUCUGGAGGAAAAAGAGGUGGACUUGCAAUCGCAAAUUAGAAGCCAAAGGGAAAAAGAAGAUAGUGAAAAAUUGGCAAUGGAGGAACAGAGAAAGGCACUGGAAAAAGAAAUUAGUAAGAUCAACCAACAAAAAGAAGAGGCAGAAAAAGAAAGGGAAGACAUACUGAAGAACUGGAAAGAAAUUCACACUUUCAAAGAGCAAAUUAAAAAAGAGAAGGAUGAAAUGGAGGAAAUCAAAAAGAAGAUGUUAACAGACAAACUGCUACUUGACCAAAAGGAGACAGAAAUGAAAGACCAUAAACAAAUUCUGGCCGACAAUUUGAAAGAAAUAAUGAAGGAUAGAUCAAGUCUGGACAAGAUGAAAUUGGAACUUGAAUUGCAGAAACAGGAAAUGGAAAACACUAUCAGGGAGAAGAUGAAGCACGAGAGAGAAGAACUUGAUCAGUUCAUGAAAGAAGUAACCAUGCAGAAGCAAGAAGUUGAAGAUCAAAUGUCUAUAAGCAACAAUUUGAAAAAUGAGCUAGAAGAAAUAAAAGUCAGACUGAAUAUGGAACAAGAAGCUAUCACUCUUGAAAAACAACAAAUAGAGAAUGAGAGAAAAAUGGUCGACCAAUCAAAGGCAUCUAUGCAGCGCGAAAUGCAGGACAUGAAGAACGCGUUGGAAAAAGCCAUGAUGGAAUUACAAAACCUGGAUGAAAUUAAGACAAGAUUAGCCCAGGAAAAAGAAGAAUGUAGGAUCACUGUUGAAGACACAAACCAACAGAAGGAUGCCUUGGAGAAGAUGGCCGCUGAAAUAGAAAUGCAAAAGCAAGACACUGAGACUAACAAAGUCCUUCUUGAAAAAGAGAAACAUGACCUUGAAAAGAAAUGGAUGGAUCUGGAGGAAAGAGAGAUGGAGUUGCAAUCGCAAAUUAGAAGCCAAAGGGAAAAAGAAGAUAGUGAAAAAUUGGCAAUGGAGGAACAGAGAAAGGCACUGGAAAAAGAAAUUAGUAAGAUCAACCAACAAAAAGAAGAGGCAGAAAAAGAAAGGGAAGACAUACUGAAGAACUGGAAAGAACUUCACACAUUCAAAGAGCAAAUGAUAAAAGAGAAGGAUGAAAUGGAGGAAAUCAAAAAGAAGAUGUUAACAGACAAACUGCUACUUGACCAAAAGGAGACAGAAAUGAAAGACCAAAAACAAAUUCUGGCCGACAAUUUGAAAGAAAUAAUGAAGGAUAGAUCAAGUCUGGACAAGAUGAAAUUGGAACUUGAAUUGCAGAAACAGGAAAUGGAAAACACUAUCAGGGAGAAGAUGAAGCACGAGAGAGAAGAACUUGAUCAGUUCAUGAAAGAAGUAACCAUGCAGAAGCAAGAAGUUGAAGAUCAAAUGUCUAUAAGCAACAAUUUGAAAAAUGAGCUAGAAGAAAUAAAAGUCAAACUGAAUAUGGAACAAGAAGCUAUCACUCUUGAAAAACAACAAAUAGAGAAUGAGAGAAAAAUGGUCGACCAAUCAAAGGCAUCUAUGCAGCGCGAAAUGCAGGACAUGAAGAACGCGUUGGAAAAAGCCAUGAUGGAAUUACAAAACCUGGAUGAAAUUAAGACAAGAUUAGCCCAGGAAAAAGAAGAAUGUAGGAUCACUGUUGAAGACACAAACCAACAGAAGGAUGCCUUGGAGAAGAUGGCCGCUGAAAUAGAAAUGCAAAAACAUGACAAUGAGAAUAACAAAGCCCUUCUUGAUAAAGAGAAACAUGACCUUGAAAAGAAAUGGAUGGAUCUGGAGGAAAGAGAGGUGGACUUGCAAUCGCAAAUUAGAAGCCAAAGGGAAAAAGAAGAUAGUGAAAAAUUGGCAAUGGAGGAACAGAGAAAGGCACUGGAAAAAGAAAUUAGUAAGAUCAACCAACAAAAAGAAGAGGCAGAAAAAGAAAGGGAAGACAUACUGAAGAACUGGAAAGAAAUUCACACUUUCAAAGAGCAAAUUAAAAAAGAGAAGGAUGAAAUGGAGGAAAUCCAAAAGAAGAUGUUAACAGACAAACUGCUACUUGACCAAAAGGAGACAGAAAUGAAAGACCAAAAACAAAUUCUGGCCAACAAUUUGAAAGAAAUGAUGAAGGAUAGAUCAAGUCUGGACAAGAUGAAAUUGGAACUUGAAUUGCAGAAACAGGAAAUGGAAAACACUAUCAGGGAGAAGAUGAAGCACGAGAGAGAAGAACUUGAUCAGUUCAUGAAAGAAAUAACCAUGCAGAAGCAAGAAAUUGAAGAUCAAAUGUCUAUAAGCAACAAUUUGAAAAAUGAGCUAGAAGAAAUAAAAGUCAAACUGAAUGUGGAACAAGAAGCUAUCACUCUUGAAAAACAACAAAUAGAGAAUGAGAGAAAAAUGGUCGACCAAUCAAAGGCAUCUAUGCAGCGCGAAAUGCAGGACAUGAAGAACGCGUUGGAAAAAGCCAUGAUGGAAUUACAAAACCUGGAUGAAAUUAAGACAAGAUUAGCCCAGGAAAAAGAAGAAUGUAGGAUCACUGUUGAAGACACAAACCAACAGAAGGAUGCCUUGGAGAAGAUGGCCGCUGAAAUAGAAAUGCAAAAACAUGACAAUGAGAAUAACAAAGCCCUUCUUGAAAAAGAGAAAUAUGACCUUGAAAAGAAAUGGAUGGAUCUGGAGGAAAGAGAGGUGGAGUUGCAAUCGCAAAUUAGAAGCCAAAGGGAAAAUGAAGAUAGUGAAAAAUUGGCAAUGGAGGAACAGAGAAAGGCACUGGAAAAAGAAAUUAGUAAGAUCAACCAACAAAAAGAAGAGGCAGAAAAAGAAAGGGAAGACAUACUGAAGAACUGGAAAGAACUUCACACAUUCAAAGAGCAAAUGAUAAAAGAGAAGGAUGAAAUGGAGGAAAUCCAAAAGAAGAUGUUAACAGACAAACUGCUACUUGACCAAAAGGAGACAGAAAUGAAAGACCAAAAACAAAUUCUGGCCGACAAUUUGAAAGAAAUAAUGAAGGAUAGAUCAAGUCUGGACAAGAUGAAAUUGGAACUUGAAUUGCAGAAACAGGAAAUGGAAAACACUAUCAGGGAGAAGAUGAAGCACGAGAGAGAAGAACUUGAUCAGUUCAUGAAAGAAGUAACCAUGCAGAAGCAAGAAGUUGAAGAUCAAAUGUCUAUAAGCAACAAUUUGAAAAAUGAGCUAGAAGAAAUAAAAGUCAAACUGAAUGUGGAACAAGAAGCUAUCACUCUUGAAAAACAACAAAUAGAGAAUGAGAGAAAAAUGGUCGACCAAGCAAAGGCAUCUAUGCAGAGCGAAAUGCAGGACAUGAAGAACGCGUUGGAAAAAGCCAUGAUGGAAUUACAAAACCUGGAUGAAAUUACAACAAGAUUAGCCCAGGAAAAAGAAGAAUGUAGGAUCACUGUUGAAGACACAAACCAACAGAAGGAUGCCUUGGAGAAGAUGGCCGCUGAAAUAGAAAUGCAAAAGCAAGACAUUGAGACUAACAAAGUCCUUCUUGAUAAAGAGAAACAUGACCUUGAAAAGAAAUGGAUGGAUCUGGAGGAAAGAGAGGUGGACUUGCAAUCGCAAAUUAGAAGCCAAAGGGAAAAUGAAGAUAGUGAAAAAUUGGCAAUGGAGGAACAGAGAAAGGCACUGGAAAAAGAAAUUAGUAAGAUCAACCAACAAAAAGAAGAGGCAGAAAAAGAAAGGGAAGACAUACUGAAGAACUGGAAAGAACUUCACACAUUCAAAGAGCAAAUGAUAAAAGAGAAGGAUGAAAUGGAGGAAAUCCAAAAGAAGAUGUUAACAGACAAACUGCUACUUGACCAAAAGGAGACAGAAAUGAAAGACCAAAAACAAAUUCUGGCCGACAAUUUGAAAGAAAUGAUGAAGGAUAGAUCAAGUCUGGACAAGAUGAAAUUGGAACUUGAAUUGCAGAAACAGGAAAUGGAAAACACUAUCAGGGAGAAGAUGAAGCACGAGAGAGAAGAACUUGAUCAGUUCAUGAAAGAAGUAACCAUGCAGAAGCAAGAAGUUGAAGAUCAAAUGUCUAUAAGCAACAAUUUGAAAAAUGAGCUAGAAGAAAUAAAAGUCAAACUGAAUGUGGAACAAGAAGCUAUCACUCUUGAAAAACAACAAAUAGAGAAUGAGAGAAAAAUGGUCGACCAAUCAAAGGCAUCUAUGCAGCGCGAAAUGCAGGACAUGAAGAACGCGUUGGAAAAAGCCAUGAUGGAAUUACAAAACCUGGAUGAAAUUAAGACAAGAUUAGCCCAGGAAAAAGAAGAAUGUAGGAUCACUGUUGAAGACACAAACCAACAGAAGGAUGCCUUGGAGAAGAUGGCCGCUGAAAUAGAAAUGCAAAAACAAGACAUUGAGACUAACAAAGUCCUUCUUGAUAAAGAGAAACAUGACCUUGAAAAGAAAUGGUUGGAUCUGGAGGAAAGAGAGGUGGAGUUGCAAACGCAAAUUAGAAGCGAAAGGGAAAAAGAAGAUAGUGAAAAAUUGGCAAUGGAGGAACAGAGAAAGGCACUGGAAAAAGAAAUUAGUAAGAUCAACCAACAAAAAGAAGAGGCAGAAAAAGAAAGGGAAGACAUACUGAAGAACUGGAAAGAAAUUCACACUUUCAAAGAGCAAAUUAAAAAAGAGAAGGAUGAAAUGGAGGAAAUCCAAAAGAAGAUGUUAACAGACAAACUGCUACUUGACCAAAAGGAGACAGAAAUGAAAGACCAAAAACAAAUUCUGGCCAACAAUUUGAAAGAAAUGAUGAAGGAUAGAUCAAGUCUGGACAAGAUGAAAUUGGAACUUGAAUUGCAGAAACAGGAAAUGGAAAACACUAUCAGGGAGAAGAUGAAGCACGAGAGAGAAGAACUUGAUCAGUUCAUGAAAGAAAUAACCAUGCAGAAGCAAGAAAUUGAAGAUCAAAUGUCUAUAAGCAACAAUUUGAAAAAUGAGCUAGAAGAAAUAAAAGUCAAACUGAAUGUGGAACAAGAAGCUAUCACUCUUGAAAAACAACAAAUAGAGAAUGAGAGAAAAAUGGUCGACCAAUCAAAGGCAUCUAUGCAGCGCGAAAUGCAGGACAUGAAGAACGCGUUGGAAAAAGCCAUGAUGGAAUUACAAAACCUGGAUGAAAUUAAGACAAGAUUAGCCCAGGAAAAAGAAGAAUGUAGGAUCACUGUUGAAGACACAAACCAACAGAAGGAUGCCUUGGAGAAGAUGGCCGCUGAAAUAGAAAUGCAAAAACAAGACAUUGAGACUAACAAAGUCCUUCUUGAUAAAGAGAAACAUGACCUUGAAAAGAAAUGGAUGGAUCUGGAGGAAAGAGAGGUGGAGUUGCAAUCGCAAAUUAGAAGCGAAAGGGAAAAAGAAGAUAGUGAAAAAUUGGCAAUGGAGGAACAGAGAAAGGCACUGGAAAAAGAAAUUAGUAAGAUCAACCAACAAAAAGAAGAGGCAGAAAAAGAAAGGGAAGACAUACUGAAGAACUGGAAAGAACUUCACACUUUCAAAGAGCAAAUUAAAAAAGAGAAGGAUGAAAUGGAGGAAAUCAAAAAGAAGAUGUUAACAGACAAACUGCUACUUGACCAAAAGGAGACAGAAAUGAAAGACCAAAAACAAAUUCUGGCCGACAAUUUGAAAGAAAUGAUGAAGGAUAGAUCAAGUCUGGACAAGAUGAAAUUGGAACUUGAAUUGCAGAAACAGGAAAUGGAAAACACUAUCAGGGAGAAGAUGAAGCACGAGAGAGAAGAACUUGAUCAGUUCAUGAAAGAAGUAACCAUGCAGAAGCAAGAAGUUGAAGAUCAAAUGUCUAUAAGCAACAAUUUGAAAAAUGAGCUAGAAGAAAUAAAAGUCAAACUGAAUGUGGAACAAGAAGCUAUCACUCUUGAAAAACAACAAAUAGAGAAUGAGAGAAAAAUGGUCGACCAAUCAAAGGCAUCUAUGCAGAGCGAAAUGCAGGACAUGAAGAACGCGUUGGAAAAAGCCAUGAUGGAAUUACAAAACCUGGAUGAAAUUAAGACAAGAUUAGCCCAGGAAAAAGAAGAAUGUAGGAUCACUGUUGAAGACACAAACCAACAGAAGGAUGCCUUGGAGAAGAUGGCCGCUGAAAUAGAAAUGCAAAAACAAGACAUUGAGACUAACAAAGUCCUUCUUGAUAAAGAGAAACAUGACCUUGAAAAGAAAUGGUUGGAUCUGGAGGAAAGAGAGGUGGAGUUGCAAUCGCAAAUUAGAAGCGAAAGGGAAAAAGAAGAUAGUGAAAAAUUGGCAAUGGAGGAACAGAGAAAGGCACUGGAAAAAGAAAUUAGUAAGAUCAACCAACAAAAAGAAGAGGCAGAAAAAGAAAGGGAAGACAUACUGAAGAACUGGAAAGAAAUUCACACUUUCAAAGUGCAAAUUAAAAAAGAGAAGGAUGAAAUGGAGGAAAUCCAAAAGAAGAUGUUAACAGACAAACUGCUACUUGACCAAAAGGAGACAGAAAUGAAAGACCAAAAACAAAUUCUGGCCGACAAUUUGAAAGAAAUGAUGAAGGAUAGAUCAAGUCUGGACAAGAUGAAAUUGGAACUUGAGCAAAACAAAAUUAAACUUGACAACGAAAAAGAGGAUGUUGAGUUAAUGAAAGAACAUACUGUUUUUCAAGAAAAACAACUGCAAUUACAAAGAGAAGACCUUACUAUCAGCUUUCUUCCAGCACAAAUAGAGAAACUACAACCUGAUAAAAAGACGAGGGGUUCUGAAUUUCAGAGCAAAGAAUAUAAACAGAGAGUAGUCGAACUCGGAUUCAUUGAGCCACUUCUUCCUGAUGCAGGUCCUUUUCCUUCACUUACAUCUGCAGUGGAUAUUUGUGAGACACAAGUUACUGAAGACCCACAGAUUAUGGAACAGUUACUGAUGCAAGAGCAAGAUGCUGAUGUGGAGGUCACAUCAAGAAAGCUGACCGAGUUCCAACAAAGUGAAUUAACUGAAAUUGCGAAAGAGCUGGAAAAAAGAAUAAAUAGCUUAAGGGAGGAGAAGAAGAUCAUGGCUGUGGAGGUACUGUUUCAGAGGCAGAAACUUGUCCAGUUAAAUGCUGAAAUGGUGAAGAUGAAGAAAGAUUUUGACAUCAAAGUUGAAUUACUACACAGCAAACAUGCUGAGUUGGAACAAAUUAAAUCUGAAAUUCAAAGACAAAAAUUUCUAAUGGGAAAUAUUUAUGUUAGCACAGAUGUGUCUAUUCAAAUGAGACAGGAGGGGAAUAAAGUAGACAAUCAGACUCAGACAAGUGAAAAUGGCAUACUACUAACAGACAAAGUGCUAUCAGUUUCAACUGAAGAAAAACUUGAAACAGAAGAACCUGCUUUUGCAAAAGAACUUGCUAGAAAUGAAACUGAUGUCCUAGUAGAAAUGCUCAAAAUGGAGAGGGAGAAAACACAGGAGAAGGCAGAGGAAAUGGAACUGCUGAUUCAAAAACAGCAGAUUAACCUGGAAAUGAUCUUAGAUGAGAUUAAGCAGAAAAGACAUGAACUGGAUAUGAUUACCAUGGAGAUACAGGGAUUAAGAAGUACGAGUACUGAGAUAAAGAACGAUGAUGUGGAUCAAUUCAAUAUUACACAAGAGCAAGAAGGAACUUUACAGCAUGCAGUGUUUGAGGAGGAAGAGCAAUUUGCAGAAGAAGGGGCUGAAAUGAGAAUGAAAAAGGCAGAGCAAAACACAGCUGGUUCAAGACAUGAAAAUCAUGAAAUAAAAAAAUUACUGGAAUCAUUAAGAACAGAGAAAGACAAAGUGGAGCAGAUUAAGGCUGAACUUCUAGAAAAACAAAAAGAAAUUGAAAACUUAAAAGCACUAACACAGAAACAAAGGGAUGAGUUUGAACUGGCAAAAUGUGAUGCACAACGACAAAUCCAGCAUAUGGAGACUAUUUUAGACGAGUUCAAGAAGGACAACAACAGGGCAAAAGACAUGAUAAAUCAACUUCAAGAUGAAAAGAUAAUCACUGAGGCCCUUCUUGAAGAAGCCAAAAGAAUGACCCAGAACUUGGAACUCAUGAAUGGCAAUUUGCAGACACAGAAACAAGAACUAGAGUACAAUAACCAGUUGUCUGAAAGACAGAAAAGAGAUUUGGAAAUAAAACUACAACACUUGCGGAAGGAAGCUGAUGAAAUGGGCGUUCAGUUGAAAAAGCACAAAGAAAAGGAAAAGACAGAGAAACUGGGAAGAGAUAAAGAGGAAGAUACUCUAGAGGAGCUAAAGAAUGAAUUAAUGAGACAGAGUGAGGAAAUUGCUAAAGAAAAUAGAAAUUUGAGUGUGGUGAAAAGUAAACUUGAUCAGAAGAGGAACGAAUUACAUCAAGAAAAGCAAUAUAUUGAUGACAUGUUGAAGGCUUCAAAGAGGGAGUUGGAAGAGGCACGUGAUGAAAUUGAAACACAGCGACAACAAAUAGAUGAACAUAUCAGAGCAACUAUUAAAGCAGAGAGAGACGAGCUUGAAAAUUUGAGGAAUUACUUACUGAUGGAGAAGAAAGAUAUUGAACAUGCAAAAGAAAAUAUGGCCACAGAAAUGGAGCACAUUGACACCCUUCGUAUGCAGCUAGUCAAUGAAAAAAGACAAAUAGAAAUUGAAAAAGAACAGUUAAAGUUCAAGGAGAACGAUGUUAAAAAGGCUGAGUCUGUACUACAAAGAAAGUCAAACGAUGUAGAGAAACUCAUGGAAAAAACUAAUAAAGAGAGGGAGAUCAUGGAAAAGCAAAAAGAAAAGGAGAGGAUAAAGGCUGUCACUGAAGACAAACAUAAAAAACAAAAAUACAGUGAAGAUGAAUUAGAAAGGCAACAACAAAACCUAAAGAAUGCAAUGGAUGAUCUUACAACAGAGAAAAAUGAAAUAGAUCAAAUGAAAGUGCAAAUACAAAGGCAAAGAGAUGACCUAGAUAAUAUCUUAAAAAAGCAGCAACAAGAAUUUGAGAUCAGGGAGGAUGACAUUCAAAGAGAAAAGGCAUCUUUAGAGAAGAUGAAAGCUGACUUGGUGAGGUUGGCCAAGGAAAUGAAUGCUGAGAAAGAUGAGAUGAGACUGAACAGUGACAAACUUGAAUGUUGGGAGGCAGACCUACUGAAGCAGAGAGUUGAGACUGAGACAAUGAAGAACACUCUGGAAGCUGAGAAAUUUCAGCUUGAGAGAGCACAAGCUGACAUACAACAGUGUCAAUAUGAGAUGGACAACAUUCUGGAAGCCACCAAGAAAGAGAGGUAUGAACUUGAGAAACUGAAGCAUGAAACUGAAAUAAGAAGACUUGAAAUUGAGAACAUGCUGCAUGAGAACCUGAUGGUAGGAAAAGGUGAAUGGGAUACAUUCCAAAUUGAGUUACAACAAGAGAAGAAGGAACUAGAGAGAGACAGACAAGCAUUGAAAAGGUUAACGGAUGAACUUGAGCAAAGAAAAUCAAAUUUGGAUUUAGAAGAAUGGAGAAUUAAGCUGGACAGACAAAAUAUUCAAAAGGAGAUAGAUAGCUUAGAGAUGAUCAAAGCAGAAAUGCAAAGAAAUGUUGCGAAUAUUGAUAAACGCAUGGAGGAGACACGGGUAGAGAAGCUCAGCAUGGAGGAAAUAGCUGUUGUACUGAAAAAGGAAAAGGAGGAUUUUCAAACUACUAUUGAGGAGAUAAAGAGGCGUGAGGUAAAGACACAAACAACGGAAGCCGAGCUAGAACAAAAGAAGCAAGAAAUUCAAGGCAGCCUACAGUCGCUUCAAGGAGAAAAGAAUGUGCUGGAGAGAAGCAAAGCAGAGAUUAAGACACUCACCCAAGAACUUGAAAAGCAGAUCGCCAAACAAAGGGAAGAAGAGUACAUGACAAAGAAAAAAUUACAAAAUGACAGGGAGAUUCUUGAGCAGCUGAAGACUGACAUAGAAAUACAGAGAGAAACUAUGGAAAAUGAAAAGAGCAAAAUCAGACUCAAAACACAUGAACUAGAAACCAAACAGAAAAAAAUGGAAGAAGAAUGGAAGAAACUAGAAGACUGCAGAAAUAAGGUUCUCGUGGAAAGAACUUGGCUUGAGAAGAGACACCAAGAACUAGAGGGGCUGGAGAAUAUCAGUGAAGAAAUAGAGAGGAAGAAGAAAGAUCUGGAGACAAUUAAUGCUAAGAUACAAAGAUGCCAACAAGACAUAAUAAACAAAAAAAGCCAGUUUGAAAAGGAAAUGACUUUAAUGCAACAGAAAAAAAACAAGGAUGUGGAUGAUCUAGAAUUCAAGGUGAAACGAGCGAAAAAAGAGACUGAGAACAGAAUCCUAGAAAAAGAAAAAAUAUUUGAGCAAUUUGAUGACGAAAGAGAUGUACGAAGAACUGAACGGAGGAAAAAGGAACUAGAGUUAGCAGACCUCCAUGAACACUGGGAUGACCUGGUAGAGCUGAAGAGCAUGGACACCAAGGAGAGGAAUGAGCUUGAAACAAGACAGACUGAACUAAGCAAGUGGCAACACGAUUCUGAUGACCUUUCAGAAGCCAUUUCAGGGGAGAGUUAUGAGAUGGAAAGAAACAAAUGUGAAGUUGAUGGAGGGAGAACUACAUUCAAUCAAAGAGAGAAUGAGGACAAGGAAAAAUCUAAAGACCUGAGGGUAACGAAAAGUCAUACAGAAACUGACAGAGCUGAUUUAGAGGGGCCAGAUCACACGCUCGUGACAAUCAAAAUAGAUGCUCAAACUCAAACCUAUAUGGAAGACAUGGAGGAAAGGUUUGACAGAGGAGCUGUGCAAGUAGAACAAGACAUUUGUCAAGAAUUUGACAGUAAACUACAAAGUGAAGAGAUGGGAAUGAAAAGUAAUGGUAUGGAGCAGAUUCAGCUAGAAUGCCAGAGGCUGAGAUACGAAGCAGACUGUUUAACACAAAUUUGUCAAAGCAGAAGACAAGAACUGCAGCAAAUAGAAGAUGUUAUACAAAAACAAAGUGAGAAAAUGAGAAGAAAUGAGAAGAUACAAGAGAUCAAUGUCAGACAAACAUAUAAAGAGAAGGCAAAAGACAAAUGCAUGCAGUGUAAACUGGAAAAAGAAAUGAAAGAUACAGGAACCAUGACAGAGCUUAGUACUGAUGCCAAAGACAUUGAGGGAAAGACAGCUAUCACUCAGCAUGAUGCUCUGAGUGACAAAAACGUCAUUAAAGAAAUAAGUCGAACAAUAGAGAACAUGGAAAAAGAACUAGAGAACAGGUUACAAGAAAUUCAGAAGAAUGAAAUGAAGAGAGUUGGACUACAAAAAGAGAAAAUCGAGCUGGAGCUGAUGAAAGAUGUGCUUCAUCCUGAAAGAGAGACAGAGAGGCAGAAAGUCAUGGAGAAGGAAAAACAAAUCAUUCUGUUAAAGGAGAGUAUACUGAUAGAGAUUAACCAACUAAAGAGCAAGAGAAAAGAUACAAACACCAAAUACCUACAAAGGUUGGAGCAGCUCAUCACUGAAACAGCCACAAUUAAAGACAGAAUCAGGCAUGUGACAGACAAAGCUGUACAAACAGUGACAGAGGACAGACAAGAGGGGCAGACUAGAAAAGAGCAGGUGUGGGCUGAUCAAGAAGUGGAGGAAAUUCAGACAGAAGGACCAAUGGAGCAUGCCAGCGCUUCUCUCCAUGUGCUGAUUGAUGAUGGGCAUGAGAGCCUAAGUAGGGAGGCUCCAAGGGAAGCACAAACUACAAAUGUAUUACAAAGACGGCGGCUACUGCAAUGGAUCAGGCAAUGCUGCAGCUACUGUUGUCCAACUGAAACUAAGCAAGAGAAAUGAAGCAUUUUAGAUUCUUGAAGCCAAACUAUUAUUGUUCCUACAAAUCAAAUACAUUAAAAUCUGAACAAGAUUUUAGGUUUAUUUUUUCUUUAUUUUUUCAUGUUGGCUUCAGUUGGCUACUAAACUACUAGAAGCCAAAAUCGAGUGAUAUUGUACAACUUAGUAUACAGCUAAUAUGUUUUUGACUGUAUGUGAGAGAACUUGGUUAUACUUAAUAAUAAUAAUAAUAUUAUUAUUAUUAUUAAUAUUUUCCAUUAACAAUUUUAUCAAUUAUAUUGUAAUGAUCAUCCAUUUAUUUUCAACAGACUACUGACCAAUUUUCUGUUUUUAUCAAUUUUGGAGGGAUGUGUGUGUGUGUGUGUGUGUGUGUAAAGUUCUUAGGUAUAUUUCAUUUUUAUAAACCAAUCUGGUACAAACAUUCAUCUAAUAUACAUUGUUAUUUGUACUAGCCUUUGAUGUUGAUUUGAUGUAUUUUAAUAACACAAUACUGGAAUAGUUUAAAACUUCUGUCAUGGCUCCUUGUGUGACCAGGUUGAAGGUAAAAUGCACAGAUCCUUUAUAUCAUCAUAUACCUGUAUAUGAUGUACCGUAAAGACACGUAGGAUUCAGGUGCUGGUGCCCUCUUAGGUGGUGCUGUCACCAAGAACAACUUUUUUUCUAAUUAAAUUCGAAAGACAGCAUGGUCUCUGUAACUCCCCCAUGAUUUCACAGGACAUACCUGUCGGCUGUAAGUAACUCACGCACCUAGCAUUCAGAGAGCAUGUUCUAGUGUUUGAGAAUGUUGCACAGCCAGUAGUUUGGAAACAGUGUUGGCUACAUGGUUAUCGGAGGAGGCUUGUGCUAGUCUUCACUAUGCCAAGCUGCCAUUGUCUGGUGAUGGGGGAAAGACCUCUGACUAUGCCUUGCAAAAAUAUGAAUCACGAUUCCCUAAAAGCAAGCAGUCUCUACAGUCACGACUUUAAAGUGGAAUAUGGAUGAUGUUGUAAACUUACCUUCACUUACCUUAAUAAAACAGCGAGCUGUGAAACAUUAAUUAACCAGAUUAAAACAUAAUUAGAUAGACAUAGAAACGAGUUAACAGUAUUUAUGUAUGCAAUUACAUAUAUUGGAAUAAAUACAGCAUAAUUUUGA